CCCUGAGAGCUCAGUAUCCGCCGGACCGUCGCGUGGUUCGAUGUCGUGCACGCGCCACGACCGGUGCCUCGUCUCGGAGUAGAAAGAAAGUGUUUCUUUCCCGUCCUUUUUUCCCCAUUUUCCUGUCUCCACCGAGUUGUUGUUGUUUCGCAGCCGUUCGAGAUAUCGUAUUUCACUGUUUUCGGGCCGGCCAGAUCUCUCUGUGGGCACGCGUGACCUUUGUAAAAAUAGUGAUUCGUUCCUUCCUUUCGAGAGUAGAUAGAGAAGGAGAAAGAUCUCUGGCCUAGGGUUUCUCUCGCGUUGCAUCGAACAUGGGGAGACUCGACUCGUUCAGAUGCAGUUUGGGAUUACUGUCGAUCGUAACUUUUACGACGCUAGUGGCGAUCGCGUCGACGACAGUUCAUCAAUUCGAUAUUUCAGAUUAUCUGUACGGGAUAGAUCACGAUUUACAGGCAAGAGCACGUGCAGGAAUCGAGGCCGAAAGAUUUACCUAUCAAACGAAGGCUAGGUAUCAAAAUACGAAAGACGCGCCUUGCAGAAUCAAAGGGGACAGGCCUUGCCCGCCAAGCAAGUAUAGGACACCUUCCGGCACGUGCAACAACGUCAGGCAUCCUGUUUGGGGUGCUCGCAGCGCGCCCUUUUUGAAAAUGUUGCCACCGGCGUACUCGGACGAUGUCGCCAGUCCUCGCCAGUCGGUAGGAAAUCACGUGCUUCCGACACCUACGAAAGUAGUGUCGUCACUGCUCAACCAUUUACGCCCCUCUCCGGAGGCUCACGAGGGUCUGACCAGUUUAUCGGGAAUAUGGUCCGAACUAAUAUUCAACGACAUCGCAUCCGUCGUCUAUCCAUCCCACAAACUGGAGCUAUGUUGUUCCGGGAAAGCGAAGCAUCCAGAAUGUUACGACAUCCGCGACGAGCAAGAUGGAUGUAUAGGUUAUUGGCGGUCUGUACCGACUCUCUCUGUGCACAAGUGUAACUUCGAAGGCAGGGAACAGAUGAACGGUGCAUCGGCGUAUUUGGACGGUUCUCACAUUUAUGGAUCCACCGACGAACAGCUGCACCGAAUCAGAACGUACAAUCGAGGAAGGGUCGACAUUUCUGCCUGCCAAGUGUGCAACAGUACCAGGGACAAGCCUCUUGGAAUGGUGUACGCUGCCUUUUUGAGCGAGCACAAUCGCAUAGCGGAGGCGUUGGCCGACGCCAACGAGCAUUGGGACGACACUAAGUUAUUCUUGGAAGCUCGACGAUUGGUCAUGGCGCAAAUUCAACACGUCACUUUGAACGAAUACGUACCGAGUAUUCUCGGGGAGGGUGCUCGAACGGAUCCGGAAUUAAUGCCCGUUUCGAGCGGGUUCUACAACGGUUACUCGUCCUCCAACGUAGGGGGGACGUACGAUGCUGUCGCGCUGGCGGCUCUGCGCGCUCUGAUGUCGCUGCGCAGCCACAGACUCGACAACGCCACGUGCUUGGAAGACCACGUGAUCGCCUCGGCCAAUCGCGUGAGCCUCGAUCUCAGGCACUCCGCUUUCGAAUCGAGAGUCGACGCGAACGCGCGCUUUAUACACGUGGGCCGUGAUCAUGGAAUCCCCGGAUACGUCGAGUUCGUAGCCGAUUGUUCCGGACACAACGUGACCAUCCAAAAUUUCAUGGAUUUGGAGCAUCUAAUGCAUCCAGUGCACGCGGGGCUCUUGGAAUCCGUAUACUCGCGGGUGGAAGAUAUAGAUUUGCUGCUCGGUGGAAUUUUAGAAAUUCCUAGAAGGGGUGCAACGGUAGGGCCGACGUUCGAAUGCCUUCUCAAGAGGCAAUUCAUCAAGACGAGAAACUCUGAUCGAUUCUGGUACGAGAAUGACAUCCCACCGUCCGGACUGAAUCCAAUUCAACUGGCUGAAAUUAGAAAAGUUUCUCUGGCCGGUAUCCUGUGUGCCAACACGAAGAUCGAUAAGAUUCAACCGAAAGCGUUCAUACAGCAGGAUCCGUAUCUGAACGCGAGGAUCAAUUGCGACCAGCACAGUGUACUCGACAUCUCUCCUUGGCGAGAAGAGCCGCUUCCAGAGCCGGCCAAGGAGGUAGUGAUUGGCAGCAGAUCAGCGAUCCCUGAAUUCAUCCCAGAACUGAGCCCGAGUUUAAUAGCAGCAGCCGUGAAGAAAGCUGAAGCAGACUUGAUCGAGAGAAAACAAUUGGAGUACAAUUCGUGGCUGCAGCAGAGAAUAGCGGAUCCCAAAUCUCCGGCUGGAACGGCUGCCAGCUUCUCGAAAGCGAACAGGGAUGCCCUCCUGUUGGCAAAUUCCUCCAUCAUGUACGAGUUGGCCACCAAUGAAAUUUUGAACGGGAUACACGGGCUAAAGCGCAAGAAACGACAGAUCUUCGACACCACGGACAACAUACUGGGCUUUCCCAACAACGAUUUCUCGGAUCUGCUGCAGAACGUGGACAUUUCCGGAUUCCUGUCCCAAAAGAAGCCCACGAAUCACGACGAAGUCGAGUGCCCCGUGGACGAUAGCCCCUGCGACCCAACCUCUCCGUACAGAACCCUCUCGGGCCACUGCAACAAUCUACGCAAUCCCAACUUGGGCAAAUCGUUGACAACGUUCGCCAGGUUGCUGCCUCCGGUCUACGAAGACGGGGUGUCGAAGCCGAGAAGCACCUCCGUGACAGGGGUGCCUCUACCAAACCCCCGAGUGAUCUCCACGGUGAUCCACCCCGACAUCUCCAACUUGCACAAUCGAUACACUCUGAUGGUAAUGCAGUUCGCCCAAUUUCUGGACCACGACCUCACCAUGACGCCUAUCCACAAAGGUUUCGCCGAGUCUAUACCCAGCUGUCGUUCUUGCGACUCGCCCAGAACGGUUCAUCCCGAGUGUAAUCCCUUCCCAGUGCCACCUGGCGACCAUUACUAUCCCACGGUGAACGUGACGUCGGGCGCGCGGAUGUGUUUCCCAUCUAUGAGGUCGCUGCCCGGCCAACAGCAUCUCGGGCCGAGGGAACAAAUUAAUCAGAACACCGCCUUUCUCGAUGGAUCCGUGGUCUACGGAGAGAACACUUGCAUCUGCAACAUACUUCGUGGCUUCAACGGUCGCAUGAACAUCACUCAGAGCCCCCACAGAGGGGCCAAGGAUCUCCUGCCUCAGUCGCCCACGCAUCCCGAGUGCAAAGCCAAGUCCGGUUACUGUUUUAUCGGCGGAGACGGGCGAGCCUCCGAGCAGCCUGGGUUAACCGUCAUGCACACCAUGUGGGUGCGCGAGCAUAAUAGAAUCGUGGAGGGAUUAAGGCAGAUCAACCCCCACUGGGACGGCGAGAAACUGUUCCAACAAUCUCGACGCAUAAUCAGCGGGAUGCUACAGCAUAUCACGUACAAUGAAUUCCUGCCCCGGAUACUCGGCUGGAACGCUGUCACUCUCUACGGAUUGAAACUGUUGCCGCAAGGCUACUACAAAGAAUAUUCUCCCACCUGCAACCCGAGCGUGCUCACCGAAUUCGCUUCGGCGGCGUACAGGAUCGGUCACUCGUUGUUGAGGCCGCAUCUGCCGAGAAUGGAUCGCAACUAUCAGAACAUGGAACCGUCCAUCCUGCUCAGAGACGGUUUCUUCGACCCGGAUGUGCUCUAUCAGUCGAACAUGAUGGACGAAAUGACGCGAGGAUUGGUCGCCACCCCUAUGGAGACUUUGGAUCAAUUUAUAACCGGUGAGGUGACCAAUCAUCUGUUCGAGAUCCGCGGAAUACCGUAUUCUGGAAUCGACCUGGUUGCUCUUAACGUUCAUCGUGCCAGAGAUCACGGUAUACCCUCGUACAACAAUUACAGGGCUCUGUGCAAUCUGAAAAGAGCGACCACUUUCGAAGAUUUGUCGAGGGAGAUGGCGCCAGAGGUGAUAGCUCGGAUGAAACGCAUCUACGCUUCCGUGGACGACAUCGACUUGUUCCCAGGCGGGAUGAGCGAGAGGCCUCUUCAAGGUGGAUUGGUGGGGCCCACGUUCGCUUGUAUAAUCGCGAUACAGUUCAGGCAGGCGAGGAAAUGCGAUAGAUUCUGGUACGAGACCGACGACCCGAAUAUCCGCUUCACCGAGCACCAGCUCGCCGAGAUUCGUAAAUCCACCUUGUCCAAGGUUAUGUGCGAGAACAUGGACAAUCAGAACGACAUGCAGAGGGCGGCGUUCGAUCUGCCGAGCAAUUUUCUGAAUCCGCGAGUCCCUUGCGGCUCGAUGCCGCAAAUGGACCUGACUGCGUGGAGAGAAACGAGGCACGGUUGCCAGAUCGGAGGAAGGAACGUUGCUCUUGGAGAGUCUGGCUUCCCCACACCUUGCACCAGCUGCGUUUGCACCGCCGAAGGCACUCAAUGCGCUUCUCUGAGGAUUACCGACUGCAAUCAGCUCUUACGCGAAGCUUCUCGCGAGGCAAUUCUACGCGAUGACGUGUGCACGGCUCAGUGCGGUUUCGUUUUGGCAGCGACGGAAGCUUCCUCGAGACUUCAACAAUUUACCACGCCGACCAGUUUCCCCGGUUUCGUGUCGCACAGAAAUAGUUUGAGAAGCGCGCCGACGCCAGUUUCGUUCAACGGAUUCAAGUUGCCCGAUCUGUCGCAAUUCAUAGGUUGAGCGGUGGAAAGAAACGUUAACAAAGACUUCUCUCCUAUAACUGGUUGCUUACUAACUAUCACACGCAAGAGAAUCACUGUCUUCCUUCCGAGAGAUCGUACAACGACAGUGAUGUUAAGGUUUUUUAACGAGCUGCACUCAUCGUAAAAGGUUGAACAAUUUUUUUGUAAGGAAUACGAGUCAAGAAUCACGGUGAAUGUGUUAUGCGCGCGAAGAGAGGUUAAGAAGUUAAUAUGUAUUAAGAUUCGCUCAUGUAUUAUAUACUCGACUGGAAAUGUUUUAAAUAUUUCAUUUUGUAACGAAUACCUCUCUCUUUUUCUUUUGUUUUUCUUGUUAUGUUUAGUACUAUUUUGUAGAUUGUAAGAAGUAUUUAAUUUAUAUUUUAUAUAUAUAUAUAUAAUAAAUAUAUAUAUAUAUAUACAUAAGUAAGAAGGUGUACUGGAAUAAGGAAAGUCAAAAGAGGUCGGUACACGAUACUACUUGUAUAAAACUGUCAUUGCCAGUUUGAAGGAAAAAUUGUGUACAGUGAUCUCGUAGUACGUAAUUGCUGUGUGAGGAAAAAGGACUUUAAUAAAUUGUCACGGUAUUGUGACGUUUGUUAGACAAAAGGAAUAAAAAUGUGAAUAAUAGGCGAAUGAGUGAUAUGUAUAUUAAAAAAGUUGCGCUAGCAGUGGCCCAAAUAAAUCCUUUUUAUACUUGUAUAGUAAUGUUAACGCGAAAAUAACAAAUGCGAACACAAAAUUUAA
Molecule: messenger RNA, 5335 nt
Organism: Apis cerana (Asiatic honeybee)
Lineage: Eukaryota; Metazoa; Arthropoda; Insecta; Hymenoptera; Apidae
Biological process (GO): response to oxidative stress
Molecular function (GO): heme binding; peroxidase activity
Source: RefSeq, a predicted model, not a curated record